Molecule: messenger RNA, 4334 nt
Organism: Syngnathus typhle (broad-nosed pipefish)
Lineage: Eukaryota; Metazoa; Chordata; Actinopteri; Syngnathiformes; Syngnathidae
Gene: arhgap9
Product: Rho GTPase activating protein 9
Exons: 21
Coding region: 1-2766 (921 amino acids)
Biological process (GO): regulation of GTPase activity; signal transduction
Cellular component (GO): cytoplasm
Molecular function (GO): protein binding; phospholipid binding
Source: RefSeq, a predicted model, not a curated record
AUGCUGUCUGGGACAUGGCGGCGCUCAAUGGGGCAUCAGCAGCCUGCUGUGGCGCCCGCGGUGAACUCCAGGGGGGUGACGCUGUGCGGCGUGCCCAGCGGCACGGUGGUUCUCGAGGCCCAAUAUGAUUACAACUAUCGUGGUGCUGAUGGAAGGCAGGUUUGCAUCCGAGAAGGCGAACGCUUUAUACUCCUUAAGAAGACCAACGCCGACUGGUGGCAGGUACGGAGGAUAGGGGCUGCAAGUAAAACCAAGCCGCUGUACGUGCCGGCCACAUACGUGACCGAGGUUCCUGUGGCGCCCAUGCCCUCCCAUCAACACCUCAUCAUUUCGGCGUCGCUCAACUCCAACGUCCGCAUCUUGCCUCGAGUGGCGCUCGCGCCGAGCCCCACGGGGGUUGCCUAUCACGAACAGCGCCAAGCGAGUAAACCCAUCUACCGCUCCAUGGAGAACCUCAGCUCCAACAGUGCCUUCAGAGGUCUUAACACCAUCGGCAACCAGAGUGGCGUCCGUCUCUCCACCGUUGCACUCAACACCUCCUCCCUCCGGUCAGGCCACCUUGUGGUGCCCGGAGACGCACCCGGCUCACAAUGCAAUUCCAGAGUAGUCCCCAUGAUCACUCGCAGUCAGAGCCAGAGCAACCUGGCGGACAAUGUGGUGGAGAACCCUUACGAUGAGGUGGGCGGGAGCUUCAGCAGCCACGUCAACUACCGGCUUCCAAAGAAGUCUUGCAGCCAAUGGGACAUGGUGGGAUCUGCUGGCAAGAACAACCAUUUGCAGAGAAUCAAUCAUGUCAGGAAUGACGUCAGGGCAUCCCAGAAUUACAUCAGAGUCCGCACAAGUCAUCUCCCUACCAACAUUGUGCGCUUAAUCCCAGUUCCGACCGAGUCCUAUCUGUCCCAACUGUCCUGGCAGGAGUCACCUCUCUACCAUCAACCACAGGUAGACAGGCGUGCUUCGCAAAUGGAGCCCCCGAGUCCCAAUCCCGGCCAGCAGCCUGAGCAGGUCAUGGACUUGUGGGAGCAAUACGUGGACCCGUCUACACUGAGAAGCUACUACGUCAACAGCAUCACCAAGGAGAGAUCUUGGAAGCCUCCUCGGAGAGCCCGCGGAGGCACCGGCGCCAACAAACAGGUCAUUCCAACGCACCGGUUACCAAGAGAAACAAGUCAUCUGACGCUGCCCCUUUCUGCAACUGGCAACGGUACAGUGCACAGGCUCUCACCAGAUUUCCUCUUUGGAAGCCACCAGAGGAACAUUGAUGGCAGCUGGCGGAUGAAACAGAGCAUGCAGCGCGCCGCGUCCUCCGACACCAUUUGCACCAUGGCGCUCGGCAACGCCGGCCAGCCGUAUCACGACGCUGCCCCACUGCAUGAUGUUAAGCAACAGCUCUCACACUCGCAGUCCAUGAUCCUGCCCGAGAACGGCAAGAUCGUCCAGCAGUGCCGAGACUACUCGUGCAACGUGACCAACAUCGUGGUGGAGCCGCCGUCUCCAGAGAGUUCUCCAGACGGCGAUGGCGACACUCCGGAGUUGGAAAAAGCUGGCCUCUUGAAUAAGACCAAGAUCGCAGAAGGAGGUCGCAAACUCAGAAAAAACUGGAGUCCAUCCUGGGUGGUGUUGGUCGGCAACAGUUUGGUUUUCUUCAAAGAUCCCAAAUCGCAGACGCCUUCCAGCUGGAAACCAGGAAACAGUCGCCCGGAAAGUAGCGUUGACCUAAGAGGAGCCAAACUACACUGGGCCAAUGAGCUGUCCAGCAAGAAGAACGUGUUCAAGCUAAGGACCGUGACGGGCAACGAAUUCCUGCUACAGUCGGAGACGGACUCUCUGAUCAAGGAAUGGUAUCACACUAUCCAGAACGUCAUUGACAGACUGGACCGUGAAAACCCGUUAGAUAACGUCCUGCUGUACUCCCUGAGAAGGGCGGGUAGCGUGGAGAUGCUGGACCACAGCGGCGACGAGGAUGACAGGAGAGGGUCUCUCCCUCGCUCGGCGUCCAACCUGGAGAACACAGAGAAGAAGAGGGUGAAAACCCGGCUGAAGAAGCUCAUUCUCAAGCGACCUCCUCUGCAGGCCCUGCAGGAGAAGGGCCUCAUUAAAGAUCAGGUGUUCGGCUGUCGUCUGGAGAUGCUGUGCGAGCGGGAGAAGAGCACAGUGCCUCGCUUCGUCAGGCUUUGCACCGAGACGGUGGAGAAGAGAGGCUUGGACACUGACGGCAUCUACAGAGUUUCUGGGAACCUGGCGGUCAUUCAGAAAUUACGCUACCUGGUCAACCAUGAGCGAGCUGUGACCACUGAUGGCCGUUACAUGUUCCCAGCUGAGUUGGUGCAAGAGGAGAAGCUGAACUUGGACGAGAACCAGUGGGAGGACGUCCAUGUCAUCACGGGAGCUUUGAAACUGUUCUUCCGUGAGCUUCCUGAGCCGCUGGUGCCCUUCAACUUCUUCAGCGAUGUGGUGGACACCGUCAAGGUGACGGACCACGCGGACAAAGUGAACCAUCUGAAGAGUGUUGUGCAUAGCAUGCCUCAGCCCAACCACGACACGCUACAGUUCAUCUGCCGCCACCUCAAACGCGUUCUGGAGCACUCAGACGCCAACCGUAUGACGACGCAGAACUUAGGCAUCGUUUUUGGGCCCACGCUGCUGCGGCCCGAGUGCGACAACGGCAAUAUGGCUGUGAACAUGGUGUUCCAGAACCAGGCCGUGGAGCUCAUCCUCAAUGAAUAUGAGCACAUUUUUGGCGGGCGGGCCGCCGCCACCUCUUAGUGAUCGGCGGACCAACGGAGUUUACCCCCACCCCACCCCCUCAUGUUCAUAACGAGAGCGAGACAUGUGGUCGCCAUAUAAAAGUUAGAAGCGUGAUAUAGUCGAACAAGCCUGUCUUUAGCUGCACAACUUUUUUGCCUUUGGACUGCAGAUGUGGAGCCCAUCUGUCACUUGUCCCUUGAUUUUCUGUUUGACUGAAGCCAAGCCAGUGAUAAAUCGUCCCCAGACCCCCCCCCCCCCCCACCCUCACACCCACGGACCACCUUCCUAUUCCUCUCGUGCCACGAAAACAACCAGGACAGAACCGUCACACUGUGAAACACAUGCGGCCGAGUAGUUCUCCCAUAGAGACAGUAGAAACUCUAUAGUAGAUGUUCUACUUCCAAGUUGGCCUAAAUUAUUUUGAAUUGAACAUUUCCCCUGGAACUAAUAUAUUCAUCUUAAGGUUUUUAAAACCUUUUAAGUGACAUGUUAAUAUUUAUAAGUCAAGUCAGACACAAAUACUUAACUGUAUCAGAUAGUAGUUUUUUUUUAUUGUAAGUCAUUGUACUAUUAUGUACAAUUUAAACAUCAACACUGCACUUAAAUAUAAGGAAAUCAAUAAAAUUGCAUUUGAAUCCAAUUAAAAUUCGUUGUUAGGCUACAAAAAAAUGUAAAAACUCUAAAACCUUUAAAACUGUUUAAAAGAUUAACUGUAUUAUACAAAAGUAAAGAAAAUAACGCUAUUGAAAUUUGUACGCGUAUGCUGCAGUUUGAAACUGAUUUAUUUCAGUGAUUCUCUUUCUUACGACAAGAGGGAGCAUGCGUACCACUAGGGUUAAACAUACGUUGAAAAUGACUGUAUGCUAAAAUAAAGUGAAACUAGUCGUCCUUUCAAUAACAAUGUAAUCCAAUUUAUGGAGAAAUUCCUUACAGCAUAAAGCUAAUAUUUCAUUAUGAAACCAAUCACGAAUGCAUCAAUUGUUACAUUAAAUCAAAACUAUUUGAAAUAAGUUAUUCAUCUUGAUAUACGUAUUUCCUAAAUUGAUUUGUUGUGACUCAAAAUACAAUACUUGUAAUAGAAACAAUUUUACAUGAUUAAAUUUAGACGUUCUAAAUGUAUUAAUUUUAAUCAAAUGUACUGGAAGUAAGAGACAAAUGGUAAUUAUUUUAAUUACAUCAAACUAUUCGAAAAACCCAUCCCAGAAUUCCCAAAAUCAAAUGUGACCAAGCAAGUGAGCAAGAAAAGUUUGCCCACCCCUAAUUUAGAUGCUUGGGGUGGGGCUGGGUGGUUCUGACCAUGUGACGUUCACUCUAUGUGCCAACAGGGCCGCCUUCGUGUUCCCUUUUGUGGCUAGGAAUUGUGUUUGUGUGCGAGUGUGGACCUGCGCUUCUCCUUCCAGUACACUGUUAAGAUGGACCUUUCUAUUUUUAUGCCCGGGAGGAGGUGAAACACAUGUACAUAUGUUUAGCCUUUUUCCACUAGAAGGUCUUUAAUGUUCACUUUGAUUCCUUAGAUACAUUUUCCAGUGUUGUGGAAUCACAUGGACCUGUUUGUUACCCACAUAAUAAAAGGCAAUUUUGUCUAA